Molecule: messenger RNA, 2501 nt
Organism: Salmo salar (Atlantic salmon)
Lineage: Eukaryota; Metazoa; Chordata; Actinopteri; Salmoniformes; Salmonidae
Product: cytochrome P450 27C1
Biological process (GO): cellular response to peptide hormone stimulus; cholesterol metabolic process; cortisol metabolic process
Cellular component (GO): mitochondrial inner membrane
Molecular function (GO): monooxygenase activity; heme binding; oxidoreductase activity, acting on paired donors, with incorporation or reduction of molecular oxygen
Source: RefSeq, a predicted model, not a curated record
UUGUUUCUACUCCUCUCAGUACCGUGUCCAAUAAUCUCAGUCCAUUCGGGAGUCGAGCCGGUCAUUCUCUGACGUGCCCGGGACAGGCAUUUUGGCGCAAAGCAGAUGUUGAAUUGAUUCGUGUUUUAUUAACAGAUCGGUUAGGCUAUUCUUCUUGUUGUUGUUGUGAGUUCCCCCUGCAAGUCAUUUUCUUGCAUCAAAAGAGACAGUCUACAAGAUCAUUACAACUUAAAAACUACAAAAUGGCACUUCAGAAUAGAAUCCUUCAUCUGAGCUGCAGGAGAGUUUUGGGAGAAGUGCUCAAUAAGAGGUUUGUCAGUAAUUCUCCUGCGCUGCUCAAAUCUGCAACCAGCGAGUCGCUCCGGGUCUGCGCGACCGGAGAAGAGACUUUCCCGGAGGGUUUGAUCACACCGGGGACCGGGGCGGACGUGGUCGGUAAGGAGACCCGGAUCAAGAGUCUGAAAGAGAUGCCGGGACCGAGCGCCAUCAGCAACCUGGUGGAGUUCUUUUACCGGGACGGUUUCAGUAGAAUCCACGAGAUACAGAUGGAACACUCUCAGAAGUAUGGAAAGAUCUUUAAGUCUCGUUUCGGCCCCCAGCUGGUUGUGUCUAUCGCAGGGCGGGAUCUGGUUGCCGAGGUGCUGAGGACGGAGGGUGUGGCCCCGCAGAGAGGCAACAUGGAGUCCUGGAAGGAGUACCGCGACCUCAGGGGCCGAUCUACCGGACUUAUCUCAGCGGAGGGUGAGGACUGGUUGAAGAUGCGCAGCGUCCUGCGUCAGCUGAUCAUGAGACCGAAGGACGUGGCUCAUUUCUCUGACGAUGUGAAUGCUGUGGUGGGGGACCUGGUGAAGAGAGUGGUUACGCUGAGGAGCCAGCAGACAGACGGACUCACCGUACUCAAUAUUAACGAUCUGUUUUUCAAAUACGCAAUGGAAGGUAUGGCAGCCAUCUUGUACGAGGACCGUCUGGGCUGCUUGGAGAAUGAGGUUCCUCAGAAGAGCCAGGACUACAUCGCAGCCCUGCACCUGAUGUUUAGUUCCUUUAAAAUGACCAUGUACGCCGGAGCCAUCCCUAAGUGGCUCAGAACCAUCAUCCCCAGACCCUGGGACGAGUUCUGCAGCUCCUGGGACGGACUCUUCAGUUUCAGCCAAAUCCAUGUCGAUAAGCGUCUGGGGGAGAUCCAGGAUCUGGUGUCCCGAGGAGAGACUGUGAAGGGGGGGCUUUUAACUCACAUGCUGGUGACCAGAGAGAUGAACCUGGAGGAGAUCUACGCCAACAUGACCGAGAUGUUACUGGCUGGGGUGGACACGACAUCAUUCACCCUGUCCUGGGCCUGCUACCUCUUGGCCCGUCAUCCUGAGGUCCAGCAGGAGAUCUACGAGGAGGUGAAGAUGACUCUGGGACACGGGACCAUCCCCACCGCUGAUGACGUCCCUCGUCUACCCCUCAUCAGAGGACUAGUGAAGGAGACACUAAGAAUGUUUCCUGUUCUGCCGGGCAAUGGGCGUGUUACCCAGGAUGAGUUGGUGAUUGGUGGUUACUCCAUCCCCAAAGGGACCCAGACUCUCUUCAUAUCCUCCCUGUUUCCUGUCCUCCUCCUCCUCAGACCCAGUUGGCUCUAUGUCACUACUCUACCUCCAUGGACGAGGAGAAUUUCCCCGGAGCUGACGACUUCCGUCCAGACCGCUGGAUCAGGAAGGACGCUACGGACCGGGUGGAUAACUUCGGCUCCAUCCCGUUCGGCUACGGCAUCAGGAGCUGCAUCGGCAGGAGGAUCGCUGAACUGGAGAUGCACCUGGCUCUUACACGGCUGAUCCAGAGGUUCCAGAUUGGGCUGUGUCCCGUCACAGAAGAAAUCAAAGCCAAAACCCACGGCCUCCUCUGUCCUGCUGCGCCCAUCAACCUGCAGUUUGCUGACAGACAACCCUAGACCAAAACCCACGGCCUCCUCUGUCCUGCUGCGUCCAUCAACCCGCAGUUUGCUGUCAGACAACCCUAGACCAAAACCCACGGCCUCCUCUGUCCUGCUGCGUCCAUCAAACCGCAGUUUGCUGACAGACAACCCUAGACCAAAACCCACGGCCUCCUCGGUCCUGCUGCGUCCAUCAACCCGCAGUUUGCUGACAGACAACCCUAGACAGAUACACUGUUUAACUCCUUUCUGUAAAAGGCCUCCUGGACACAUCCAGAACAUCUUAUCUCUAUAGUGUGGAGGUCAAUGGGGGAAAAACUGACAAGACAACCAUAAGGCAGGUUUAUAGUCCGUCCAGCCACGUCUGUAGACCAUUAGAAGGCGACAAGUGUCUUUUGGCUAAAUGAACAUUACAUUUAUUUUUUUAUUUUUUACUCUGGCCGAUUUAUUCUGUAGACCGUCGGUUUCCUUGACACAGAGACAAAGAAACAAUUGUAAACUUUAACUUUAAAUUUCAACUAAGCCACACCCUUCCCACUCGUGCUCCCAGUGCACUCAGACCUGUACAGGAAUAAAGAGAUCUGCUGGA